Molecule: messenger RNA, 1861 nt
Organism: Anarrhichthys ocellatus (wolf-eel)
Lineage: Eukaryota; Metazoa; Chordata; Actinopteri; Perciformes; Anarhichadidae
Gene: ftcdnl1
Product: formiminotransferase cyclodeaminase N-terminal like 1
Exons: 5
Coding region: 15-1004 (329 amino acids)
Molecular function (GO): transferase activity; folic acid binding
Source: RefSeq, a predicted model, not a curated record
GCUACGGUAGAAACAUGGCCUCGAGUUCCUUUGGUAGAAGACUGGUGGCUUGUCUUCUCAAUGUUUCCGAGGCUCGCAGGAAAGACCUGGUGGAGACUGUGGCCAGGGCAGCCUUAUACAACAAUAAAGGCAAACGAGAGGGGACCACGGUGCUGAACAUCUUUAACGACCGUGACUACAACCGCUCCGUCAUCACCAUUGUGGCCAGUAUCGACUCUAUCGGGGAGGCGGUUCUGUCUGCAUGCGAGAAAGCCUGCGGGCUGAUCGACAUGGGCGCCCACAAGGGGGUCCACCCAUGUAUGGGUGCCGUCGACCUCAUACCCUUCUACCCCCUGGGGGAGGAGGUGGGAGUGGAGGACUGUGCUAAAGAGGCUCGGGCUGUUGCUCAGGGACUCACGGAGCGGGUCCAGGGCACCAGUGCUUUCCUGUUCGGCUGGGCAGACUCCCCCCUGCAGCGGGGGCUGGCACAGAGGAGGAAGGAGAUGGGCUGGUUCAAGAAGACGCCAGACUUGCAGGCAAUCAGGCCCGACAUGGGGCCGCAGCCACAGAAACCCUUUGGCCUAACAGGUGUUGGAGCCGGUCCGUACGUCAUGAACUGCAACGUCACUAUCGACACCCAGGACAUGGCCAUGGGACGCCGCAUUGCCGCGGCCCUCAGGGAGUCGACCCCGGGGGGGCUGCCUGGGGUGCAGGUGCUGGCCUUGCCACAUGAGGGCGCUGUGGAAAUCGCCUGUAAUGUGGAAAGCGUGAAAGGGAGCCCGACUAGUCAAACGACUGCAGGUGAACCGUGGCCGUGUUUCAGCAUCGGCGGCCAGUCUUACUGCCAUGUUCCAGCUUCCCUCAUCACGGCAAGGGUUGCGGAGCUGGCGGGGAGAGAGGGGGUUGGCGUGAUGGGCACCGCGCUGGUGGGGUUCACCCCCCAUGAGUGCAGGGGCCUGGCAGAGUUCGCACUGUCUCAAAGGAUUGCCGAGUUCUGGAAAGAACAGGGAAGGAUCCGUAUGUGAAAAUGAAUCCUUGCCAAAACCAGUAAAACCUCAUGCAAAAUAACCUCAUCUUUGUUUGAUGUCACUUUAAUUACCAUGAGAGUUGACCGUUUGUUAAGCUGCCUUCUCUGUUUUUUUUAUUUUCAAGCACUAUGCUUCAAUUUAAGUAGUAAGGCCCGAGACAAAGCAGUGUGUUGGCAAACGUACCUAAAUCCAUUGAAGUGUAAACUUCCCCAAUCCUAAUAUAGUUUGAGACUGAGCUUCUAACUUGUUUAAACUCUAAUAUAGUAGCAUCUUGGCUCCCACACAGCGGAUGUUCUGGUCCUCAACAUGUGACUAAUGUAACCCAAAAUCCCACACAACAAUAUCACCAAAUAAUAUGUGCUUUGACUUUGGAGGUAAUGCUAAGUUACUGCUGAUGCUAGUUAGCCAGGGAUGCUAACAUUUGCAUCUUACGUUAGAGCAGGCAAACCCAUUGUUAAACUCAUUCUUUACAAUUUUGCUCUUGUAUUAUUUUGACUUUGGAAAGGGACAUAGAUAAAACACCAUUCUCUAAACACCAAACUGGUUCUUACUAGCCUACAGCUCCAUGCACACAGCUUUAGCAUGUAGAGAAGGUUUAAAUGUUUGCUUUGGUAAUGCACUUAGCAUUCAGUAACUGGAACCAUUGACCUGUUUACUCGUUCAGGGCAUUUCACUUAAUUUACUCAUAGAUUCAUAUUACCUGAGAUCCAAUCCAAUAACCCUAAUAUUGACAUCUAAUCUUUAAUAUUGCUAACAUUGAUUAAGAUCACUAAUGACUGCAUUUAUAGAUUUUUUUUUUUUUUUUUUUUUUUUGGAUGAGCAACUGUUUGUGAUAGCAUGUUAUGAAUAUAACA